This is a messenger RNA of Cavenderia fasciculata, 237 nucleotides long. RefSeq lists its product as uncharacterized. The record is from RefSeq and is a predicted model, not a curated record. Bases 1 to 237 code for a protein of 78 amino acids. The transcript has 2 exons. NCBI's taxonomy places the organism in Eukaryota, Evosea, Eumycetozoa, Acytosteliales, Cavenderiaceae.
AUGGAUAAAGAUGGUGAGGAUGAUUCAACCUCAAAGUACUCAACCAAGGUCUACAAAUUACUUAUCUCUGAGAAAAAGGAAAAAGCUGCAAAAUACGUAAAAGAUGAAGAGUUGAGAUUAGAAUUCUUCUAUACAAAGACUGAUGUGGAGGUCAAAGAAUUGCUUUGCGUCGAACAAGAGCGCAUAAGUUUAGGGCUCGCAAACCAAAUAGUCGCAUUAUCAAAACAUCAACCCUAA